UCGGCGCACGCUUCUAGCUUGUAUGCAGCAAACCGAAACAGGCGGCUGAGUAGGUCGCCUUUAAAAAGUAUCACAUCGCACACACGGUGAAGUAAGUAGAGAGAAAAAGAAAAAGCUGAUGUUUACUGGAACAUCUCAAUGGAUGUGAAACAGGAGAACUGUGAUGUGGACAGAAAUAUUAUGGAUAUUAAGGAGGUGGACUGUGAGUUGGAGUCCAUCUACCUUAAACAGGAAAGUCUGAGCAUCAAGGAGGAGAGCAGUGAACUGCGGGCAGUGGGCAUUAAAGAAGAUGAAGAUGAGAAGUUUGUCAGUAUUGAGAUACACAACCAUACAUAUCUGAAAAGUGUAAAAGAAGACAACCUUCAUGGUGGGUGUCAAGAUGGAUUGGUAACCAGGUUAGACUCUUCUCAAAGCAGACACUGUUCAUCUCCAGAGCCUUCUGUCAAUGUGAAGACUGAAUCAUUGCAGUCUAAACCAAACAAGAUUAGAAAAACUGCAUCUGUUAGAGUUCAGGAUAAUUGGCCACCAUCUACAAAGAAGUCUGGAAAAAGAAACAAAGAUCAGUGCAGUUUGGAAUCUGGAAAAGAAUUCUGUGGCAGGAGUGCUCAACAGAUCUACACUAGAGUUCACACGGGAGAGAAGCCAUAUUGCUGUACUGAAUGUGGUAAAAAGUUUUCACAAAUGAUCAAUCUUCAGAGUCACACUAGAGUUCACACCGGGGAGAAGCCGUAUUGCUGUACUCAAUGUGGUAAACAGUUUUCACAAAUGGGCCAUCUUCAGAGACACACUAGAGUUCACACGGGAGAGAAGCCGUAUUGCUGUAAUGAAUGUGGUAAACAGUUUUCACAAAUGAUCUGUCUUCAGAGACACACUAGACUUCACACCGGGGAGAAGCCGUAUUGCUGUUCUGAAUGUGGUAAGCAGUUUUCACGGAUGCACCAUCUUCAGAGACACACAAGUGUUCACACCGGUGAGAAGCCAUACUGCUGUAAUGAAUGUGGUAAACAGUUUUCACGUAUAAGUAAUUUGAAUGACCACACUAGAGUUCACACAGGAGAGAAGCCAUAUUGCUGUAAUGAAUGUGGUAAACAGUUUUCACAGAUGGGCAGUCUUCACAAACACAGUAGAGUUCACACCGGAGAGAAGCCUUAUUGCUGUACUGAAUGUGGUAAACAGUUUUCACAUAUGAGCAAUCUUCAAAAACAUACUAGAGUUCACACGGGAGAGAAGCCAUAUUGCUGUACUGAAUGUGGUAAACCGUUUUCAGAAAUGGGAUCUCUCCAGAGACACACUAGAGUUCACACCGGAUAGAAGCCAUAUUGCUGUAAUGAAUGUAGUAAAUAGUUUUCACAGAUGAUCAGUCUUGAGAAACACACUUGAGUUCACAACAGAAUAAAGAGGGUAGCAGUUCAAAAACCAGUCCAUAAAAACGAGCACCCUUUGGGACUCGAGAGUGAGGUUUACUCCUGUCUUGAAAGUAAGCAAACUGAACUAUUUUUGACAAAUCAAUAUGAGAGAAGCCAUAUUACUGAUUGGAAUGUGGCAAUCAAAUCUGUCAGUGGAGUUCUCUUCAGAGACGCACCGGAAUUCACACCGGAGAGAAGUACAACUGAAUUGUCCUGACUAAGCCUGGACAGUAAGCACAUGUAACUCACUGGAAUCCAUCCUACUUAGUGUUGUGUCAAAAACAAAUCAACACAGAGGACAAUCAGAAGUUUAUAUCCUUUUUCCUUUUCCAGAAACAAAAUAAAGAACAUGGCGCUUAGCUCUGUUUUCAUAACCUGUGUAUUACAUAUAAAAUUAUUUACAAUGUAUUAUACCCGUUUCAUCAGAAUAGAACUGUUUACAAUAUACAUAACCUCACAUUAAUCAUAGUUCAGCUACACUCACCUAAAGGAUUAUUAGGAACACCUGUUCAAUUUCUCAUUACUGCAAUUAUCUAAUCAA
Messenger RNA from Polypterus senegalus (gray bichir), 1947 nucleotides. Its product is annotated as gastrula zinc finger protein XlCGF8.2DB-like. NCBI's taxonomy places the organism in Eukaryota, Metazoa, Chordata, Cladistia, Polypteriformes, Polypteridae. Gene Ontology annotation, biological process: regulation of transcription by RNA polymerase II; central nervous system development. The record is from RefSeq and is a predicted model, not a curated record. Gene Ontology annotation, molecular function: RNA polymerase II cis-regulatory region sequence-specific DNA binding; DNA-binding transcription factor activity, RNA polymerase II-specific. Bases 139 to 1311 code for a protein of 390 amino acids. The transcript is spliced from 3 exons. Gene Ontology annotation, cellular component: nucleus.